This is a messenger RNA of Hyla sarda, 932 nucleotides long. RefSeq lists its product as uncharacterized. The transcript has 2 exons. The record is from RefSeq and is a predicted model, not a curated record. Bases 1 to 846 code for a protein of 281 amino acids. NCBI's taxonomy places the organism in Eukaryota, Metazoa, Chordata, Amphibia, Anura, Hylidae.
AUGCAGGCCCGUGAUCUAGAGAAAAGAUUCUGUGAAAGGGGCUAUAGCAAUCGGAGCAUUAAAAGGGCAUACUGGAGAGCGAAAAAAACGGAUCGUGCGUCAUCCCUACAUAGAACAAGGACCAACAAGACAACUGACAACCAGGUGAGGUGCAUUUUAGAUUAUAACUCUCGUAGCCAUGAGAUUAGGCAGAUACUUGAACAGCAUUGGCCCGUUCUACAAGUGGAUGAGACACUAAAUGGUAUGAUACCUUCGAGACCAGCGAUUGCAUAUAGACGGAAUAGAAACUUGAAGGACCUUCUGGUGAGGAGCCACUAUGAGACUGAGGAGCCAUAUUUAUUUGGCUCCAAGGGCCCCAAAAACGGCUGCUCCCCAUGUGGUAAAUGCCUUGCAUGUAGUAAUAUAUUACGGACUGAUAUGUUUCGCAAUUCAUCCUGUACCAAGUCAUAUGAAAUUAGGCAGAAAAUAAACUGUGUAACCAAAGGGGUGGUAUAUGUUGCACAAUGCCCAUGCGAAUUGCUAUACGUGGGCAUGACCACCAGGGAGCUCCGCCGACGGGUCAGAGAGCAUAUCCUGGAUAUUAAUGCGGCAGCCAAUGAAACAAACCUUCAGUCUUUGAAAACCCUACCAAGACACUUUAAACUUAAACAUAACAGUGAUGCCACUCUCCUCAAAUUCAUAGGUAUCGACCACGUCCCGGUGGGUAUCAGAGGUGGCCAAUGGAAGAAAUUGGUUGCACAAAGAGAAACGCGAUGGAUCUUCAGGCUGGACACACUUGUACCUCACGGCUUAAAUGAGAUGUGUUAUGAGACUUACCAACCAGGGCCAUCACGUGACUACUUCUAGCCUCCUUCUAUCGUUGGAGUGACCUUACCACCGGAAUCAUGUUGGGACUCUCUUUCUCUUAUCAAUUUUAAAACAUACUUUUUUAU